CUUCUACCCCCGAUCAGUGUGGCUGCGAUAAUCUUUGCCCGAUGUUACCCCGUCACUUCCUUUUGCACGCCAAGUCUUUGCCCGGGCCUGCCCUGAGGACUUGCUCUCAGGUACAUUAAAAAAGAAUAUAUAUAUAUAUUAUUAGAUUCUUAAGAUCGCUUUGCUUUGACUUUGGCUUGCCACAUGCCACCUAAGCUCCAGCAUGGCUAGCCAGCAACAGCCGUUGAGAGCAAGGGUGUGCGCACACACUUUGGAGCCUUUAUGACUUCUCGUUCGCUUGAGCGUUGUUGGGCCUCAGGUCGGCUCAGGUUGUUAGUCAGGUGAGUCAGGUGUAGCAGAAAACAGGUUCGACUCCCAGGCCAUGGCACAUGUGGCCCGGGAGAUGUUGAAGAAGGAGUUGUGUCAAUUGAUGAAGGAUGAAAGCAGCGGCUUCUCUGUGGGUCUGGAUGAUGAUUCGGAGCGUUGGUUGGUCGGUCCUUCUGCUUGAAGGGUUUGCCCCUAGAAAUGGCUGUAGAGUCAUUGGAGUUUGUUCAUGUUUUUUGCUUCGCUGCAACUUUGACACGGCAGAUUUGCAGGACUUUUUCAAGUGGCGCGUUGUUUUUGAAGGACCUCAGGAUAGCUUGUACGAAGGUGGCAUCUUCAGUGCAGUGCUGAACUUCCCGGCAGACUUUCCAAACAAUCCUCCAGAGAUGAAGUUUGAGACGGAGAUGUGGCACCCGAACAUUUACCCGGAUGGGCGUGUGUGCAUCUCGAUCCUCCACCCUCCUGGCACUGACCGCUUCAAUGACCAGGAGACCGCUGACGAGCGGUGGCGGCCUAUCUUGGGUGUUCACAGCAUUUUGAUCAGUGUGAUCUCAAUGCUUCUCGAUCCGAAUUUGAACUCUCCUGCCAACAUCGAUGCUGCGGUGCAUCUGAAAAAUGAUCCAGAGGGAUGGAAAAAGAAGGUGCGCCAGCUGACGCGAAAGAGCGUCGAAGGUUGAAGAAAAUUCAUUGACUUUGGCUUUGUGUUGCUUUUAAGCACGAGGGUGUGACCUUUUAGGUUCAAUUCGCGCAAGUUUCAGUGUUUAGCUCCGCUUCGAAGCGCCAAAUAGGUGCGCCGUGAGGGCAGAAACACACUUGGAAAGUCCGCGUUCUUGUCUUACAGACACUUUAGUUGAGUAAAUUGGCCUAAGCAGUGGUAAGCAGGCGUUUGCCCAUGGGAUGCUGCAAUAGAGAUGUAGUGAAGCUUGAGAUAAGGUUAGACAUGCCAUCAAGCUGUCGUUGA
Molecule: messenger RNA, 1264 nt
Organism: Durusdinium trenchii
Lineage: Eukaryota; Dinophyceae; Suessiales; Symbiodiniaceae
Source: the annotation of a GenBank genome assembly